Molecule: messenger RNA, 1053 nt
Organism: Melampsora larici-populina 98AG31
Lineage: Eukaryota; Fungi; Basidiomycota; Pucciniomycetes; Pucciniales; Melampsoraceae
Exons: 3
Coding region: 1-1053 (350 amino acids)
Source: RefSeq, a predicted model, not a curated record
AUGCAAUUAUAUUUGAUUUUGUUUCUCAGACAAUUGAUGUGGAAAUAUCAUAUUCCAAAGAUGGAUAUGAUCAUACACAUUAGGGUGCUCCUGCUUUUGGAGAUGUCAAACCCCACCUGGUGCAACGUAUCUCAUCCCCAGUCAGUUUCUUGGCUUGGUGUCAGUCUUACACCAAAGUCCUUCUUCCGCAAUCCAAAGUACAAUCUCCGCGAAAUCAUUGAAUGGAAUCAAUUCAAAAACUUAUCUGACCAUAACACUCAACCAAGCUCCGCUGGUCUUCUUGUUCAGAUGGCGAAUCCAGAUCUUGAUGUUGCUUCUGAACGUAGGAAAGAGAAAGUUGAUAGUCACAUCAGCUCAUGGAAUACUCGACAAGCCGUUGUCAAUAAUCAGCCUAGUGGUUCAGCAACCGCUGAAUUGACUGCAUCUGAAAAUUUACUGUUGAAUGUCACUAUCAAGUUAAAAAAUAUUCUUACCAAGAAUGGAUCUGAACAAUGCCGAUUCAGAGAUCCUCAAGAGUCUAAGAAAUGGUGUCAUAUGACUCCUCGCAAGAUCAAAAUAUGGGUUGAUGCAAUUAUACUAGCUCGUCAAGAAGAUCGCACCGAUGUUGAUUUAUGGACUCCUCCUAAGUUACCAGCUUUCAAGACCUUCCUCAAUGGACAGCUUCCUCCAGGGUAUCUCGAGUUUCCAGACAAUCCCCCACCGGUCGGAUUCAUGGCUGCUGCUCCUGCACCUCUGCCACAACAACCAAUCCCAUCAGCUACCCCAGCUCAACUACACAAUGACCGUAUCUAUCAACACAAAUACUCUGGAGAUAUGGAAGACUUUCUCAAUUAUGCUGAAUUUCCUGAAAGUGAUCAUACUUUGAGGACAAGGUUAAGCAAUGCUCAUUACACUCGUUGGAGUGAGCUCAAGCCAAGUGAUGAUAUGAACAGUCAAGAAUUAAAAGUGAUUGGCAUAGCUCGAGGUGAUGCAAACCAUCUCCUUGCAAGUGCAGUUUGGUACAAGGAAUUUUUACUUGCAAAGCUUGCAAAGAUUGAUGCGCAACAGCUUUGA